This is a messenger RNA of Symbiodinium pilosum, 327 nucleotides long. The record is from the annotation of a GenBank genome assembly. NCBI's taxonomy places the organism in Eukaryota, Dinophyceae, Suessiales, Symbiodiniaceae.
CAAAUCUGCCGAAGUCCGGAGGCUGCCAUGGGGCUUCUGGAUCUGAUGAGAGUGCUGAUCGAGCCCAGGCAGCUGGGAGCAAGGCCACUGGCUCCCAGCUUGCUUCAUGCCUUUGCGGCAAUCGUCUCAACCUUGCAAUGUGCCUUUGAAAGGCAUGCCUUGCAAAGGCUAAGCGAUGAGUCAACUGUUUCAGGGAUUUGUUCGAAGCUGACGGAGCUGGCAGACGCCAUCCGCUUCGACAAGCUUGAGCGCCCUGCGGAGAGCAAAGGCAUCUCCAUCACCUGGCCAGAAACCUUGCCUGGAACACAGCCUCUACCGGCUCAAGAG